AAAAUGAGACUUGAAAUUCUCUACCUCAUAGUGUGUACAAGAUAUACAAAAGAUUAGAACCUGAUUACCCAUUUGACCGGUAAAUCGGUAACCACAUUGACAUUUAUUGCAGUUAUUAAAUCUUUUCUCAUUCAAACAAUGUUUUAUGGUACAGGUAGAUUUGUUUAUAACAACUUUUAUGUUUUGUCAUGCUGACCAAUCUAUUUUCAACCGUAAAAUAUCAGAAUUUAGGAUCAAUUUAGAGGUAUUGGCAGAUUUUGUGUUUAUGAAAAAGCGAAUGGACGUUUUGAUCAUACUGGUCUAACUGGAGUAUCGGAGAGAAAUUAAGGAAACCUUUUCAUUCAGAAUGCAGUUGUCGAAAAGUUUAUAUAUUUGUCUUUGUUUCUUUUUCAUACAAGCUACAGUCGGAAGAAGUGCAGGUGCAAAAGUAAAAAGCUCGGACGUAUUGCACAAAUUUAUUCGACUUCUCUCACACAAAUCAGAGCGUCGAUCUUCCAACGACGAGCAAGUGUCUUCUUACACAAACAAUGUUCAAAAUAAUAUCCUUAUCCCAAAAAGUCUAGAGCAAAAUUCCGCGGAAGGGCUUGCAUCUAAAAGUCUAGAGGAAAUUUCCUUAGAAGAACUUGCACCACCUAAAAGUCUAGAGGAUGGUUCAAUGGAAGGGCAAUCCAUAUCACCUGUCGCUCGGGUCUUACUAAAGCGUAUGAUGCUGGGCACCGGUAAGCAAGGAAUGUCGACAAAUAGAGCAUCAUAUGGCGCAAAAAUAUCACGUGAUUUGAGAGCCGAUCACGUCAUUGGCAUAAAUUCACGGGAUAACUCAUUGCCGUGGGAUAAGGAAUGUUCCGGAGGUUAUGACCACUGUGGAGGGUAUUUUCCGCUGUGUUGCGAAGGGUUUGUAUGUCUGAAACCCUUGACACCAUGGGACAAGAAGCAUGGCUUCGUGAGAUGUUGGCCUGACUAUUUCCAGGAGUUUGAGGGCUCUGACGGAAAUGCAGAUGAAUAGAAUAUAUAACAUAAAGCUAAUAAAUAUCGAAAUGUGUUCUCAUUUUUCACCAUUUUGCUGUAGAGUUUCAUUUUUUUACCGUUUUGCUGUUCACAAAGAGGAGACAGCUCUUACGUACAUUUUAAUAAUUAGACAAUUUAAUGUUCAAAGUCAACAAGCUCGCGUGUUCUA
This is a messenger RNA of Mercenaria mercenaria, 1174 nucleotides long. RefSeq lists its product as uncharacterized. The transcript is spliced from 3 exons. NCBI's taxonomy places the organism in Eukaryota, Metazoa, Mollusca, Bivalvia, Venerida, Veneridae. Bases 347 to 1003 code for a protein of 218 amino acids. The record is from RefSeq and is a predicted model, not a curated record.